Coregonus sp. 'balchen' is the source of this 23939-nucleotide messenger RNA. The record is from the annotation of a GenBank genome assembly. Lineage: Eukaryota; Metazoa; Chordata; Actinopteri; Salmoniformes; Salmonidae.
GAAUCCACGUAUCUCGAUGACCACGGACCCCCAGCUCCCAGGGUAAGACCAUUAAUAAAGCAGUCCCUCUUUCUUUUUCAUCACUCCAUCAUUCUCUACGUCACACUUCAUCUGAUCCUUCGCUCUCCACCCUCUUUCUCUUUCCCUCUCCUUGUUUUUGUCUUUCUUUCACACUCCCCUUUUCUUUCCUCCAUCUCUCUCUGAUGUGCUGCCACUGUGUGUGUGCCAGUCCAGCCCAGGCAGGAUAAGGGUGACGUCUAUGUCUUGAGGAGCUGUGUGUGAACUCACUCUAAAUACCAAAUACUGACAAACAGACAGACACACACACAUACAUACACACACACUGGGGCCUUGUGUCUGGCCAGCUGCAUCGGUCUGCCUUCUAUUUCUUCUCACCCUCUUUCUAUCCUUUCUUUUUCAACCCUUAUCCACACUUUCUUUCAUCCACUAGUACCACCCUUCUACCUACCACCUUUCUAUAUGAUUCUCUCGCCUCUUCUCUCUUUGAUCCACCUCUCUUUCAGUCUCUUUUUCCUGUCUCACAUUCCCCCGUCUCUCUCUCUGUGCGGUGACAGAUUUAUCAAUCCAACUCACAAAUUGGAGAAUUAGAGUGUGUUUUUUUUUUGGGUGGGACACACAUUUCUGUGUUUGUAAAGGUGUCUAGGCUAGCUAGAUUUGGCUACGUGUUCAGAGUUUAUCUGGCGUGUGUGUGUGUGUGUGUGUGUGUGUGUGUGCUUGUGUGUGAAGAGAGGUCUGGCUACGUGUCUGUUUGGAGCUGACCUAAAGUUCUGGCUGUUUUGAUUAAGCCUGGUAACAUUUGGCCCAUGUUUAUAUGUUAUUAUGUUGACUUGGAGAGGUCUGUUGUAGUGUUGGCCACUUACCCAGGCUAACUUUGAGGUAAAGUACAAGCCAUGGUAUUUUCUUUGAGAGCAGGGGCUGGCCUGAACUGAACUGUCUGGACUGUGGUGAUCAGUAGCGAUGAGUUGGGCCAGGAGUUUUUCCUGACCACUUGACCAAGAUAAACUCUGAGCUACAUGGUCACAUGGACAGGAAUAACUGUGGAUGAGAGAACUGGUGCCUGGCUCAUAUCAACCUUGCUUUUGUACUGCUAGGGUUUAACGGAGAGGUUGUUGGCCAUCUGGAAAGGCUGACUGGUCAGAGUUGGGGAUAAGCCAAAGGCAGCCAGGAACAGCUUGUAUGUUUCCUAAGUCAUAAUGAUGAAUCCAAACUAUUUAUUUACCGUAGAACACAAACACAGUACCACUGCAAUCUGUUAACUCACGGACCAGAGGGAUUAUAAUGGAGAGAAAGGACUGAUAGACUACUGUAAAGCACUGUGCUCUUGUGUGGGCUAUACUGGCUGGUACUGUAUUACUAAUUCUACUUGUGGUUUACCCCCUCUUUUUCUUCCCUCCUUUCAGCUCAAAGUUUAGCCGCAGCUAGCUACCAUUAGCAACCACAUCAGAGGGUUUAUACUGGGGUGGCUAAGCCCCUCUGUGAUGCUGACAUUGCUGUAGCCAUGUCUGUCAUUAUGUCAUCCUAUCAGACAGUGAUGGUAAUGCUAUGUCAGCGGCUAACGCUACAUGAGAUGUCUUAUCCUCUAAUUUUCCCCUUAAACUGAAGUUGUUUGGCUAUUUCUGAAAGAGUCUUAGUUAAGUAUAGCUUAACUGGUUCUUAAUGCAGGGAAUUUCUAUUUUGAAGGUAUUUGAAAAGUGUAAAAAGGGCUAAACUUAAAUAAAAGCUAAAGCCCUCAAAAUAUAAGGUAUAGUUACAUGUAAGGAAACACGCAACAUAUGCAAGUCUCUCGUGUUUUGUGACACAUUUCCAUGAAAUUGGCUGUUUGGAUUCUUGGCAUGCACACGUAUGAACUUAGCCCUGUUUCUUUGGGCCUGUCCAAGACGAAAAACACAAAAUAACAAGUAGCGACUGUUUUCCUGUUUCUUAACAUAUUUUAUUCCCCAUUGGCCAGUAUUGCACUAGUUUGCUUGUGCUCCUUUUUUAUUGUCUCAAAUGUUCUCUGAUGUGAGAUGAUGUCCCAUUAACCAUGUAGCUCAGUGAAUCCGCUCCACUCUGGGUGGGAGGGGAGAGAAGAGAGAUAGACAGGUAAUCAGGCAUACAGACGUUAUCAACAGGAAGUGCAGAGUACAUCCAGCAUGUCCUGCCUGAGACGUCGACACGCGGAGCAGCUAGGGAUGAGGAUCUCUGUGCCAGCAGUGAUGUAAAUGCAGCACAGCCACUAACUCAAAACAGAAGUACUGUACACUAUUCCCAUGACAGUAUGAAAAUGUAUGCACUCACUAACUGUAAGUCUGCUAAAUGACUAAAAUGUAAAUGUAAAAUAGUGGUAAGUAGACCUGAUGUACUUUUUUUCUACAACCAACGUAGGCCUACCUUGCGAAGUUCGCUAACAUUAUCCCCUUUUCAACAUUGUUUUUAAGAGUGUUUAAAUCACGAUUGCUACUGACAGACAUGAUAGGCGACAUUGAUUGAUGGACCACGUCAAAUUGGCUAGCUAGCUAGUAAAGUCAAUAUGUGACCAAUCGGCUCGAUUCGGCCUUGUGAAGCAAAAUUUGAAAUUGUGUUUUUUUACAUUGGAUAAAAGUAGAGACUCAGAGCUAGAAAAUUGUAUAUCAUACACUACAGUUGAGGAACAAUGGGAAAGUAAUUCUGCUUUGAAAGUUGAUGAACUUGUAACCUCACUUUUGAGAAAAUGGCCCUUAAAUGUUUUGGUUAACCUACUGGAGAGAUCUUCUUUGUCUACACCCAUUCAGCAUCGUUCACACCCUCUUAAGCUUUAGCUCCACCUAUCUCUUUAAGGAUUCACAUGUGAGGCUAUGUACUAAACAACCAAAGAUUAAGACUAAAGGCUGGUUUAUACUACGGGUGUGUUCGUCAAUUUAAUCUGGAGUGCCAGAGUGUGCUCUGGGCGUUCGUAAACACAGAGCGUUGUCAAAUUGUCAGUUCAGACCGCACACUGGACACUCUGGGCGAGGAGUACGGUUGAUCUGAGUGUUCUGACCUAACAACAGCAGUCAACAAAAAUAAAAUAAAAUGGUAUUUGUCACGUGCGCCGAAUGAAACAGUAGACCUUACAGUGAAAUGCUUACUUACAAGCCCUUAACCAACAAUGUAGUUUUAUGAAAAAUGUAUGCACUCACUAAAACUGUAAGUCGCUCUGGAUAAGAGCGUCUGCUAAAAUGACUAAAAUGUAAAAUGCAAGAAAGAAUACCAAAAAAAAAGAAUAUGUAUGUAUAUGUGUAUAUUUUAUUUUUAUAUAUAUAUAUAUAUAUAUAUAUACACUGCUCAAAAAAAUUAAGGGAACACUAAAAUAACACAUCCUAGAUCUGAAUGAAUGAAAUAAUCUUAUUAAAUACUUUUUUUCUUUACAUAGUUGAAUGUGCUGACAACAAAAUCACACAAAAAUUAUCAAUGGAAAUCAAAUUUAUCAACCCAUGGAGGUCUGGAUUUGGAGUCACCCUCAAAAUUAAAGUGGAAAACCACACUACAGGCUGAUCCAACUUUGAUGUAAUGUCCUUAAAACAAGUCAAAAUGAGGUUCAGUAGUGUGUGUGGCCUCCACGUGCCUGUAUGACCUCCCUACAAUGCCUGGGCAUGCUCCUGAUGAGGUGGCGGAUGGUCUCCUGAGGGAUCUCCUCCCAGUCCUGGACUAAAGCAUCUGUCAACUCCUGGACAGUCUGUGGUGCAACGUGGCGUUGGUGGAUGGAGCGAGACAUGAUGUCCCAGAUGUGCUCAAUUGGAUUCAGGUCUGGGGAACGGGCGGGCCAGUCUAUAGCAUCAAUGCCUUCCUCUUGCAGGAACUGCUGACACACUCCAGCCACAUGAGGUCUAGCAUUGUCUUGCAUUAGGAGGAACCCAGGGCCAACCGCACCAGCAUAUGGUCUCACAAGGGGUCUGAGGAUCUCAUCUCGGUACCUAAUGGCAGCCAGGCUACCUCUGGCGAGCACAUGGAGGCUGUGCGGCCCCCCAAAGAAAUGCCACCCCACACCAUGACUGACCCACCGCCAAACUGGUCAUGCUGGAGGAUGUUGCAGGCAGCAGAACGUUCUCCACGGCGUCUCCAGACUCUGUCACGUCUGUUACAUGUGCUCAGUGUGAACCUGCUUUCAUCUGUGAAGAGCACAGGGCGCCAGUGGCGAAUUUGCCAAUCUUGGUGUUCUCUGGCAAAUGCCAAAUGUCCUGCACGUUGUUGGGCUGUAAGCACAACCCCCACCUGUGGACGUCGGGCCCUCAUACCACCCUCAUGGAGUCUGUUUCUGACCGUUUGAGCAGACACAUGCACAUUUGUGGCCUGCUGGAGGUCAUUUUGCAGGACUCUGGCAGUGCUCCUCCUGCUCCUCCUUGCACAAAGGCAGAGGUAGCAGUCCUGCUGCUGGGUUGUUGCCUCCUACGGCCUCCUCCACGUCUCCUGAUGUACUGGCCUGUCUCCUGGUAGUGCCACCAUGCUCUGGACACUACGCUGACAGACACAGCAAACUUCUUGCCACAGCUCGCAUUGAUGUGCCAUCCUGGAUGAGCUGCACUACCUGAGCCACUUGUGUGGGUUGUAGACUCCGUCUCAUGCUACCACUAGAGUGAAAGCACCGCCAGCAUUCAAAAGUGACCAAAACAUCAGCCAGGAAGCAUAGGAACUGAGAAGUGGUCUGUGGUCACCACCUGCAAAACCAGUCCUUUAUGGGGGGUGUCUUGCUAAUUGCCUAUAAUUUCCACCUGUUUUCUAUUCCAUUUGCACAACAGCAUGUGAAAUGUAUUGUCAAUCAGUGUUGCUUCCUAAGUGGACAGUUUUAUUUCACAGAAGUGUGAUUGACUUGGAGUUACAUUGUGUUGUUUAAGUGUUCCCUUUAUUUUUUUGAGCAGUGUAUAUAUACACAGUGAGGGGAAAAAAGUAUUUGAUCCCCUGCUGAUUUUGUACGUUUGCCCACUGACAAAGAAAUGAUCAGUCUAUAAUUUUAAUGGUAGGUUUAUUUGAACAGUGAGAGACAGAAUAACAACAAAAAAAUCCAGAAAAACGCAUGUCAAAAAUGUUAGAAAUUGAUUUGCAUUUUAAUGAGGGAAACAAGUAUUUGACCCCCUCUCAAUCAGAAAGAUUUCUGGCUCCCAGGUGUCUUUUAUACAGGUAAUGAGCUGAGAUUAGGAGCACACUCUUAAAGGGAGUGCUCCUAAUCUCAGUUUGUUACCUGUAUAAAAGAUACAUGUCCACAGAAGCAAUCAAUCAAUCAGAUUCCAAACUCUCCACCAUGGCCAAGACCAAAGAGCUCUCCAAGGAUGUCAGGGACAAGAUUGUAGACCUACACAAGGCUGGAAUGGGCUACAAGACCAUCGCCAAGCAGCUUGGUGAGAAGGUGACAACAGUUGGUGCGAUUAUUCGCAAAUGGAAGAAACACAAAAGAACUGUCAAUCUCCCUCGGCCUGGGGUUCCAUGCAAGAUCUCACCUCGUGGAGUUGCAAUGAUCAUGAGAAUGGUGAGGAAUCAGCCCAGAACUACACGGGAGGAUCUUGUCAAUGAUCUCAAGGCAGCUGGGACCAUAGUCACCAAGAAAACAAUUGGUAACACAUUACGCCGUGAAGGACUGAAAUCCUGCAGCGCCCGCAAGGUCCCCCUGCUCAAGAAAGCACAUAUACAUGCACGUCUGAAGUUUGCCAAUGAACAUCUGAAUGAUUCAGAGGAGAACUGGGUGAAAGUGUUGUGGUCAGAUGAGACAAAAAUGGAGCUCUUUGGCAUCAACUCAACUCGCCGUGUUUAGAGGAGGAGGAAUGCUGCCUAUGACCCCAAGAACACCAUCCCCACCCUCAAACAUGGAGGUGGAAACAUUAUGCUUUGGGGGUGUUUUUCUGCUAAGGGGACAGGACAACUUCACCGCAUCAAAGGGACGAUGGACGGGGCCAUGUACCAUCAAAUCUUGGGUGAGAACCUCCUUCCCUCAGCCAGGGCAUUGAAAAUGGGUCGUGGAUGGGUAUUCCAGCAUGACAAUGACCCAAAACACACGGCCAAGGCAACAAAGGAGUGGCUCAAGAAGAGGCACAUUAAGGUCCUGGAGUGGCCUAGCCAGUCUCCAGACCUUAAUCCCAUAGAAAAUCUGUGGAGGGAGCUGAAGGUUCGAGUUGCCAAACGUCAGCCUCGAAACCUUAAUGACUUGGAGAAGAUCUGCAAAGAGGAGUGGGACAAAAUCCCUCCUGAGAUGUGUGCAAACCUGGUGGCCAACUACAAAAAACGUCUGACCUCUGUGAUUGCCAACAAGAGUUUUGCCACCAAGUACUAAGUCAUGUUUUUCAGAGGGGUCAAAUACUUAUUUCCCUCAUUAAAAUGCAAAUCAAUUUAUAACAUUUUUGACAUGCGUUUUUCUGGAUUUCAAAUAAACCUACCAUUUAAAUUAUAUACUGAUCAUUUCUUUGUCAGUGGGCAAAUGUACAACAUCAGCAGGGGAUCGAAUACUUUUUUCCCUCACUGUAUACAGUUGAAGUCGGAAGUUUACAUACACCUUAGCCAAAUACAUUUACACUCAGUUUUUCACAAUUCCUGAUAUUUAAACCUAGUAAAAAUUCCCUGUUUUAGGUCAGCUAGGAUCACCACUUUAUUUUAAGAAUGUGAAAUGUCAGAAUAAUAAUAGAGAGAAUGAUUUAUUUAAGCUUUUAUUUAUUUCAUCAUUCCCAGUGGGUCAGAAGUUUACAUACACUCAAUUAGUAUUUGGUAGCAUUGCCUUUAAAUUGUUUAACAUUUCGGGUAGCCUUCCACAAGCUUCCCACAAUAUGUUGGGUGAAUUUUGGCCCAUUCCUCCUGACAGAGCUGGUGUAACUGAGUCAGGUUUGUAGGCCUCCUUGCUCGCACACACCUUUUCAGUUCUGCCCAAACAUUUUCUAUAGGAUUGAGGUCAGGGCUUUGUGAUGGCCACUCCAAUACCUUGACUUUGUUGUGCUUAAGCCAUUUUGCCACAACUUUGGAAGUAUGCUUGGGGUCAUUGUCCAUUUGGAAGACGCAUUUGCGACCAAGCUUUACCUUCCUGAUUGAUGUCUUGAGAUGUUCCCACAUAAUUUUCCUUCCUCAUGAUGCCAUCUAUUUUGUGAAGUGCAUCAUUCCCUCCUGCAGCAAAGCAUCCCAAAGCAUGAUGCUGCCACCCCCAUGCUUCACGGUUGUGAUGGUGUUCUUCGGCUUGCAAGCAACCCCCCUUUUCCUCCAAACAUAACGAUGGUCAUUAUGGCCAAAAAGUUAUAUUUUUGUUUCAUCAGACCAGAGGACAUUUCUCAAAAAAGUAUGAUCUUUGUCCCCAUGUGCAGUUGCAAAACAUAGUCUGGCUUUUUUAUGGCGGUUUUGGAGCAGUGGCUUCUUCCUUGCUGAGCAGCCUUUCAGGUUAUGUCGAUAUAGGACUUGUUUUACUGUGGAUAUAGAUACUUUUGUACCUGUUUCCUCCAGCAUCUUCACAAGGUCCUUUGCGGUUGUUCUGGGAUUGAUUCGCACUUUUCUCACCAAAGUACGUACAUCUCUAGGAGACCGAAUGCGUCUCCUUCCUGAGCGGUAUGACGGAUGCACGGUCGCAUGGUGUUUAUACUUGCGUACUAUUGUUUGUACAGAUGAACGUGGUACCUUCAGGUGUUUGAAUACUGCUACCAAGGAUGAACCAGACUUGUAGAGGUCUACAAUUUUCUUUCUGAGGUCAUGGCUGAUUUCUUUUGAUUUUCCCAUGAUGUCAAGCAAAGAGGCACUGAGUUUGAAGGUAGGCCUUGAAAUACAUAAUAAUAAUAAUAAUAAUAAUAAUAUGCCAUUUAGCAGACGCUUUUAUCCAAAGCGACUUACAGUCAUGCGUGCAUACAUUUUUUGUGAAUGGAUACAUCCACAGGUACACCUCCAAAUGACUCAAAUGAUGUCAAUUAGCCUAUCAGAAGCUUUUAAAGCCAUGACAUCAUUUUCUGGAAUUUUCCAAGCUGUUUAAAGGCACAGUCAACUUAGUGUAUGUAAAAUUAUGACCCACUGGAAUUGUGAUACAGUGAAUUAUAAGUGAAAUAAUCUGUCUGUAAACAAUUGUUGGAAAACUGUGUGUGUGUAUGUGUAUAUAUAUAUAUAUAUAUAUAUAUAUAUAUAUAUAUAUAUAUAUAUAUAUACAUACACACAAUAUAUAUAUAUAUAUAUAUAUAUAUAUAUAUAUAUAUACAUACACACAAAUAUAUAUAUAUAUAUAUAUAUAUAUAUAUAUAUAUAUAUAUAUAUAUAUAUAUAUAAACACACAUACACCCAUACAUAUACAUCUAUAUAUACAGUGGGGAGAAUUUGAUACACUGCCGAUUUUGCAGGUUUUCCUACUUACAAAGCAUGUAGAGGUCUGUAAUUUUUAUCAUAGGUACACUUCAACGGUGAGAGACGGAAUCUAAAACAAAAAUCCAGAAAAUCACAUUGUAUGAUUUUUAAGUAAUUAAUUUGCAUUUUAUUGCAUGACAUAAGUAUUUGAUACAUCAGAAAAGCAGAACUUAAUAUUUGGUACAGAAACCUUUGUUUGCAAUUACAGAGCUCAUACAUUUCCUGUAGGUCUUGACCAGGUUUGCACACACUGCAGCAGGGAUUUUGGCCCACUCCUCCAUUCAGACCUUCUCCAGAUCCUUCAGGUUUCGGGGCUGUCGCUGGGCAAUAAGGACUUUCAGCUCCCUCCAAAGAUUUUCUAUUGGGUUCAGGUCUGGAGACUGGCUAGGCCACUCCAGGACCUUGAGAUGCUUCUUACGGAGCCACUCCUUAGUUGCCCUGGCUUUGUGUUUCGGGUCGUUGUCAUGCUGGAAGACCCAGCCACGACCCAUCUUCAAUGCUCUUACUGAGGGAAGGAGGUUGUUGGCCAAGAUCUCGCGAUACAUGGCCCCAUCCAUCCUCCCCUCAAUACGGUGCAGUCGUCCUGUCCCCUUUGCAGAAAAGCAUCCCCAAAGAAUGAUGUUUCCACCUCCAUGCUUCACGGUUGGGAUGGUGUUCUUGGGGUUGUACUCAUCCUUCUUCUUCCUCCAAACACGGCGAGUGGAGUUUAGACCAAAAAGCUAUAUUUUUGUCUCAUCAGACCACAUGACCUUCUCCCAUUCCUCCUCUGGAUCAUCCAGAUGGUAAUUGGCAAACUUCAGACGGGCCUGGACAUGUGCUGUCUUGAGCAGUGGGACCUUGCGUGCGCUGCAGGAUUUUAAUCCAUGACGGCGUAGUGUGUUACUAAUGGUUUUCUUUGAGAGUGUGGUCCCAGCUCUCUUCAGGUCAUUGACCAGGUCCUGCUGUGUAGUUCUGGGCUGAUCCCUCACCUUCCUCAUGAUCAUUGAUGCCCCACGAGGUGAGAUCUUGCAUGGAGCCCCAGACCGAGGGUGAUUGACCGUCAUCUUGAACUUCUUCCAUUUUCUAAUAAUUGCGCCAACAGUUGUUGCCUUCUCACCAAGCUGCUUGCCUAUUGUCCUGUAGCCCAUCCCAGCCUUGUGCAGGUCUACAAUUUUAUCCCUGAUGUCCUUACACAGCUCUCUGGUCUUGGCCAUUGUGGAGAGGUUGGAGUCUGUUUGAUUGAGUGUGUGGACAGGUGUCUUUUAUACAGGUAACGAGUUCAAACAGGUGCUCAUAGCUUUGCACACUCUUGGCAUUCUCUCAACCAGCUUCUCCUGGAAUGCUUUUCCAACAGUCUUGAAGGAGUUCCCACAUAUGCUGAGCACUUGUUUGCUGCUUUUCCUUCACUCUGCGGUCCAACGCAUCCCAAACCAUCUCAAUUGGGUUGAGGUCGGGGGAUUAUGGAGGCCAGGUCAUCUGAUGCAGCACUCCAUCACUCUCCUUCUUGGUAAAAUAGCCAUUACACAGCCUGGAGGUGUGUUGGGUCAUUGUCCUGUUGAAAAAUAAAUGAUAGUCCCACUAAUUCCAAACCAGAUGGGAUGGCAUAUCACUGCAGAAUGCUGUGGUAGCCAUACUGGUUAAGUGUGCCUUGAAUUUUAAAUAAAUUACAGUCUGUGUCAACAUCAAAGCACCCCCACACCAUUACACCUCCUCCUCCUUGCUUUACGGUGGGAAAUACAUAUGCAGAGAUCAUCCGUUCACCCACACCGUGUCUCACAAAGACACAGCAGUUGGAACCAAAAAUCUCAAAUUUGGACUCCAGACCAAAGGACAAAUUCCCACCGGUCUAAUGUCCAUUACUCGUGUUUCUUGACCCAAGCAAGUCUCUUCUUCUUAUUGGUGUCCUUUAGUAGUGGUUUCCUUGCAGCAAUUCGACCAUGAAGGCCUGAUUCACGCAGUCUCCUCUGAACAGUUGAUGUUGAGAUGUGUCUGUUACUUGAACUCUGUGAAGCAUUUAUUUGGGCUGCAAUUUCUGAGCUGCUGCUCGGCCAUGGAAAACCAUUUCAUGAAGCUCCCGGCGAACAGUUAUUGUGCUGAGGUUGCUUCCAGAGGCAGUUUGGAACUCGGUAGUGGGUGUUGCAACCGAGGACAGACGAUUUUUACGCACUAUGCGCUUCAGCACUCGGUGGUCCAGUUCUGUGAGCUUGUGUGGCCUACCACUUUGUGGCUGUGCCGUUGUUGCUCCUAGACAUUUCCACUUCACAAUAACAGCCCUUACAGAUGACCAGGGCAGCUCUAGCAGGGCAGAAAUGUGAUGAACUGACUUGUUGGAAAGGUUGCCUCCUAUGACGGUGCCACGUUGAAAGUCACAGCUCUUCAGUUAGGCCAUUCUACUGCCAAUGUUUGUCUAUGGAGAUUGCAUGGAUGUAUGCUCGAUUUUAUACACCUGUCAGCAAUGGGUGUGGCUGAAAUAACCGAAUCCACUCAUUUGAAGGGGUGUCCACAUACCUUUGUAUAUAUAGUGUAUCUGCAGGAUUGCGGGGCAUCGGGGGUCUAGUGAGAACAGCCCCUGGGAAGUCAGAGAGGAAGAACAGAGUGACAGUUGAGAGAAAUUAGGGGUCCAACCCCUUUGGCAGUGUAUUUUCAUUUUCUUCACUUACCUGGUGUCAUGUUUAAGCUGUACCUAACAUUAUUCUUAGCCUUAUCUUUACCUUAUUUUACCUUCCUAAGGCAAUAAUCAGUGGGUUUGAUGAACUAAUUGUUCUUUGAUUAGAUAGUUGUUGCGUGUCCUCACUCAGCAGUGUGUGUUCUCUUGUGUUCCCCCUUGCAGGUGCUGCCGUUCCCCAGUCAGGUGGUGUAUAACCGUGUGGGGAAGUGUGGCAGCAGGACAGUGGUCAUCCUACUGAGGUUACUGGCAGAGAGACAUCAGUUCAACCUUAUCUCCUCAGACAUCCACAACAAGACACGCCUCACCAAACAUGAACAGGUAAGACAGGGGUGGGGAGAGAGAUAUGGAGGGAGAUGGGUGGUGGUGGAGGGGGUGUACGUUAGUGAUGCGCGGGUCAGCUCUUUGUUCACCCGCAACCACCCGCAAUUCCUAAUAACCGAUCCGCAACCGCCCAACUAUAUGUGAUAAAGUGAAUAUCUGAGGCCCGCACCCAACCCUAACCUGCAAAUAUAGAAUAUGCGCUUUACAGUUCCCUUUAUUUCUCUUGAACAUUUAUUGAACAAUGAUAGAGGAGUGGGGAGGGUUGCCUUGUUGUAUGAUGACUGGAAGGAGCCACAAUACCUUUGUGCCUUUAUUGAGUGAUGUUCUAAUGCUUCCACUUUAAGCUGUAGUACAGCAGGCUAUUGUAUUGUCCAUCAGUUUUUCUAAUAACAGGCUAAAGGGAUGGGUAUGUCUUUUCAUGAUUUCCGAGAGCAUCUUAAGGACAUCAACACAGCAUUUAUGGAGGAAGUGCUGCAUGUGUUUAAAGCCGCUUCCCUCAGAGACAUGUUGAAAUGCCAGGCUGUGCCACUGGAAAUGCCAACACAAAUGCCAACGUCAAUGAAAACAUUACUGAAUGGCAGUAAUUCUGAAGGAUUUAAAAAAACUGUCAUUCUCUCAGAGGGGAGGGACCCCUGGCUUUCUCAUGGGUUUUGAGAAGUAGGGGAGGGGAGGACGCGAGGAGUAUGCAAUUGAGAUUCUCCCAACAUCUCUCUCCCUUUCUGUUCAUCUUCCUUUAUUCUAGUGGUAUUUUGGGGAAAUUAGAAAGCUGACUAGGCACACCUGUCUUGUGGUAGGACCCCUCUUGGGCGUCCUCCAUCAGUGCCAGAGCAAUACAAAUAUGUUUUUCCUGUGUUUUGUAUCAUACUGUACAACAACUGAUGAAACUAACACUGUAAAAGUGUGUGUUUUUUUAAUCUGUGUUAUUUACUGAUACUUGCUGGUUGAAAAUACAACUUUCAAAUCAGCUGGUUUGCUUUGGCAGGAGUUUUGGCUUGCCUGGUGUUAGCACCAGGCAGUAAUUUGGUUAAAAGACCAAUAACAAAGAGUUCCAAACCUCUCUGCCAAUAACAGCUAGUAAUAACAGUUUUCAGUAAAUUAUUUGAUAUUGAUAUAAAAAAAAAAACAUGCUGCAUUGACAGACUUUCUCAGAAUCCUGAAAGAGGAAGAGAAUGAUGAUGAAUUUCUGUGCUAUUCUCUAUAUGGUCAUGUUUCAUAUCCUCAUAGGACUUUUCCAUCAGUGUUUAACUGUACUGGAGAAAUCUGUUUCUCAAGUUAUUUCAACCACUUUUGAAUGUUUGAAUGGUCAGUAAAUGCUAAAUAUUCAUAGACAUUACUGACCCAUUAGAUUUGAAGUACAUAUUAAAUUAAAGCUAAUAUUUAAACUGUUAGUUGUUUACUCAUUCGUCAAGACUGAAUGCGUGGCUUUACACGGUGUCAGAACACCAAUAGAAUCAUUAAGCCUCUGGAAAAGAGAGACCUAAAACACUUCUGUUAACGGUCCACUAACACGUCCUCUCAGAGCAGCUGUGUGUGUGUGUGUUUGCGUGCUUGUUGACUUAUGCAGAUCCCGAUUGCAUGCUCUCUAAGUUUAGAGACGCUGGUAUCCUUAGCUCCAGUCUGUCUGGGGACUGGAGUGUUAGACCAUUAUCCUUUGGCUAAGCCAGUGGCCUGCUAAUGCAUUUGCCCAGAACCGACACUCUCAGCCUGGGUAGCCAAGUAGCCAAGGUCCCCUAGCCUCUGGAGCCCUACUUACCCACAUUGCAUAGUGAUCUGUGUGUGUCUCUCUAUAGCAGAGGUACAGGACCUGAGGGAGUGAUGGGUUUUUUUCAGCUUGGUCAGAAAUAGCAACACAGCCUUUUUCUGAGUUUCACUGUGUUGCUAUGUGAUGCUGGGUUCUCUCUCUCACCAAAGAUGCAAACAGACACAGCUCUGCCAUGGAUCUCAUGUACCUGUAUACUAGCUACAACAGAUACCCAAACAUUGAGAAGGUCCGGCUCUGGCUUGGAGUAGCAGACUUUUCCAAUACUUUCCAAUAUAAAUAAAAAAGGGGAAUGUCUGACUGUUUUGCUGCUCUUAAUAUUUUAAUAAAACAUUGGUAAUGUACAUAAGGGUACUGUGUGUGCCUUCACUGGCAAAAUCAAUGCCAUAAACAAUUGCGAUACCACUAAGACCAGCUUUUGGUCGAUCUUAUAUCCCUAGUUACGCUCACUGAAAUUGGCAUAUUUGUGCACGUUUUUAAGGACACACCCUCCCAUCUCAGCGCAAGUGAGCGGAUGUUAGACAGGCAAAUUGCUGAACCUGUCGUAAGGGCUGGAAAAUGCUAGUGCACCAGUUUUUAAAUGACGAAAUUGCUAACUAACGUGUGUUUGACACUUGGGCCUUCUUACCGCCAGCCGAAAAUAGAGCCAUUGGAGUGUUGAUUUGCAGCUGAACCAAAAAACACAUAUCUGGUUGACAACAGCCUAUGUUGCAUCAAUAUUAGUCAGAAACAUUGAUUCUUGUGUAAAAAUUGACUACAACGUGUAAAUAGCAUAAUUUUGGUCAUAAAGUCAGUAUCUUCCCAAACGUAGAUUUGUGACAUUGUUACGUUCCUAGAUCCGUUGGAUAUUUGAGAGUUGGGUUUUGAUUUCGAUCAUGCCCACUUGCCCACUAGCACGGGAUGGUAAUGCCUAGGGAGAAUUGUCAUGCACGGAGACACAGCUGUGCAGAUUGCGCUCUAUCCAAUCGUAGUAGCAGAACCUACAGUCAGUGAGACAGACCUGCCUCGGGCUUGUUUACCUGUACUACAGUGUGUAGCUUGUGCUUUAUGUACAAUAGUUUGACAGCUUGCUGAAGUUGUAGACAUAUUCUCAGAAAUCAGUCCCGAGCGCAGCAGCAGCUCACUCAAUAGUCUGCAGUGCACUACUAGCUUUCAUGCAAAUGUUUUUACUUGAGAAAUACGACACCAAACACCUUAGCUAGAUGAGAAAAAAAGAAGAAAGCGCAGUGAUACUAUCAAGAGCAGUGAUACUAUCAAGAGCAGUGAUACUAUCAAGAGCAGUGUCCGGGUUUCUUCUUUUUUUCUCAUCUUAUUCAACUGUUACCAUGCACCUGCAAAAAAAGAUAGCUCAGAUGUGUGAGUCAAAUUGUUCCGAGAAUGUUAAGAAACAACGUGCUUCUGUGGGAAUUUCAGUACUUCAGCAUUUCCUGCAGGUUUCCUCAUGGUUCUAUUUAAAGUAAUGUUCUCAAAUUGUUCCAAGAACGUUAAGAAAACUUUCCAUAAAAACCACAAGAAAACUUUAGUAAUGUUCAGAGAAUGUUGUAAUAAUGUUAUUUAAAAACAUAUAUUCCGUUAUCAGCAUCAACAAAACGUUAUCCUCUAUCCUGUUAGGUGUGUUGGCCACACCCACUAACUGGCCACACCUGAUCUAAAUGAGUGCUUGUUUCCUUUGAAAUGGGGUCUGUUUGGAUAGAAAAAAAACAACAUGGCAUGCUAGCUCCAUCCUGGUGGCGCAGUGGAAUCAUUCCAUGGAUAGAGAACGUUAAUAAAACCUCCCAGGAAAACUUUCAGGGAACCAUAGUAAAACAUUCUUAGAACCUACCUGCAACCUAAAAAUGUAAGUUCCCAGAACAGGUGACAUUUUCACUUCCAUUCUCAGAACGUUUAAAAAUUGUUCCCAGAACGUUUAAAAAUUGUUCCCAGAACCAAUGGGAAACAAAAAACAUACGUUCCCACAACUUCCAAGGAACCAAAUGUGUAAGCUGGGCUAAGACCUCCUCAGCAAAAUAUCAACAUUAAUUAGAUAUUUCUUGAUUUAUCUUAAUUCUAUUCAUUCUGACUACUUUGAGAGUGAAAGAGGGACAAACAACAGCACACGCACAUUGAACCACACCCCCAAGAUCCAGGUUAAAGAAGGAUUUUUAAGCCUUGAGACAAUUGAGACAUGGAUUGUGUAUGUGUGCCAUUCAGAAGUGGAAUGGGCAAGUGCCUUUGAACAGGGUAUGGUAGAAGGUACCAGCCGCACCAGUUUGUGUAAAGAACUGCAACGCUUCUGGGUUUUUCACGCUCAACAGUUUCCCAUGUAUAUCAAGAAUGGUCCACCACCCAAAGGACAUCCAGCCAACUUGACACAACUGUGGGAAGCAUUGGCGUCAACAUGGGCCAGCAUCCCUGUGGAACGCUUUCAACCCUUUUUAGAGUCCAUGCCCCAAUGAAUUGAGAAAAACACAUACAGAAAUGGUGAGUUCAGCCCGCCAUUUAAAGCUGCUAAUCAUAAACACUUGUUCCAUUCCAAAACACAGUGACAAAAGAUGUCAACAAAAGAUUUCUAAUGCUAUCACACUACAUAACAAGUCUAGAUAACAAGCGACUAGAUAACAAGUCACACUAGGUAUCAAGGCCUCCACCUUUUUCCUUCGGUCUAUUUGUCCAUUUAAGUAAUGUUGUUGAGCUCAGCCAAGGUUAUGACAGGGUCAGACCCCAGUAGUUAGGUCGUUGGCCACCCCUCCAUCAUUUCCCUUUCCCUCCUGUCCCAUCUCCAAGCCCCAGGGAUCAGGGCCAGGUGUGACCACCACCAUGGAGCUCACCUGGGGCUACAGGUCUGGACCUGUCUCUCCAUGCAGGCCUGGGGAACCACAGGGGUGGAGAACACUCACCUAGGCUGGGAUAAUGUGAAACACAGAACUGUGAAUGAUGAUAUUUUACAGUACAUAAUGCAAACAUUUCAUCGUUCCAAUCUCUGCUAGCCGUUUCACAGAAUGAAACCUGAAGACAGUGUUUUGGUUAGAUGUUUUCUUUUUCUCUGUGUGUUUUCAGAAAGUCCUGGCCAUCACCAGCACACUAGAUACAGAUGGGCUUUAUCAACAGGAAGCCCCACUGAGGGCUAACAUAACAUGUGAUGUAAUUUAGCUGCUCUCAAUAGUGGGAGAUGAGGGGAUCAGGGAUCUCGUUCCAGCCUGUAUGACGUGAGGUUCUGGCACAGUCGACAUGGGGUCUCCAACACAAUUAUGUUGAUGUUAGGCUCUAGCACAGUGAGAUGGAACCUCCUAAUUGAUUUCUCUGCUGAAUCCAACAUGUGUAAUAAAUUACAGAUAUUCCAUCAUCGCCUAUUAAAGCACACAAGGGUUUAGUAAAUAUGGGUCUAAAUGUACUCUGUGUUUGGUUCUGGUUCCAUCCUGGAGAGAUAUACUGUUUUUGAUACAAGUAUAGACUUGGACAGUAAUUUCUCUUGAUGUGUGUGUGUGUGUUCAGGUGGACCUUAUGAGGAACAUCAGCAACAUCCCUCAGCCCUUCCUGUACACCAGACAUGUCCACUUCCUCAACUUCACCAGGUAACUACAGCAGAGCACACUACGUAUGACAACUGACACAGUGAUGCCAAGAUCUCAAUGGCACACAGAAUCAGCUAAAACAGUGGAGUUUACUAUUCUUGCUAUGCCUGGACAAAGUUGAAUUGAAACUGCUCCUAUAGUUUACAUUUUCACAAAAGCCUUGACUAAUGGAUAUCAAGAGAGGAAAUUUAAUUGUAUGCCCAUCUCCUUAUCAACUAGGCCCAAAUACUGCCCCACUGUGGAAAACCUUAUACUAUGUGUAUACUGUAUAAAUGUGUGUCCAUCCAUCUGCCCCUCUGUCUGUCAGGUUCAGGAUAGAGCAGCCCGUCUACAUCAACAUCAUACGGGACCCCAUUAGCCGUUUCCUCUCCAACUACUUCUUCCGACGUUUCGGGGACUGGAGGGGUGAGCAGAACCACCUCAUCCGAACGCCAGGGAUGAAGGAUGAUGAGAGAUACCUGGUGAGACUCCUUCUUUAUUGAUAGAACUCUAUCAACCUCUCUCCCUCUCUUUUUCCAUCUUUCAUGUCGGGGCCAACAGCCUAGGCCUUUGCUCUCCUGGUCUUCUUUCCAUAAGCAGCAUCAGUGUAAUGGUAUGAAGGCUAAUGGUCCAGAAUAUUAAUGAAGUCGAGUGUCAUUCUGACUUCAACAGUAACUGUACUGUAUGACUGAGUUAUUAGCUUGUACACAGUCCUUCCAUGUCUCCACCUGUUUCAUCGUCAGCCAGGCAGGGGCAAUUCUAGGAUUUUUUUAGUUGGGUGGCAAAGGGGGGAUCAAGAACCAGUCAUGGGUGGCCAUGGGAAAUCAGCAAAUUGUGUCACAAAUAGCGUUGAAAUUUUGCUUAAAAUACAGUGCAUUGUAUUGAAGAACUGUUUCAACUGUUAAUUUGUAUAUCCCCUAAUUUAUUCAAAUAAAUAUAUUUGAAAAUGAACAUAGGGGAAAUAUUAAUGUUAGAUACAUCAAGUUCAGUGGUAACUCCCCCUCCAAAUAUUUAUUUUCCCCUCCAAGGAAUUUUUUGAAAGCUGAUUUAGGUCUACUGCAUUUGUACACCAUUUAAAAGAUCUAAAAUGCUAUUUGGAGAACAGCAAAAACAAGCAACAAUUACCCACUGUUUUUCUUCUCACCAUAGUGGCAAAAUGGAGAACUAAUCAAGUGAGGUAAAGCAUAAUGUACUGUAUUAGUUACAGCCUUGUGGUAUUGGAUUUAGGAAGCCCUGCAAGAGUUCCUUGUAGCAGUUCUACAAUAAAAACCAUAGGUAUAGUACUUGAAGAUAAACAGUACGUGAUGUGGCAUGGGAAGGAAGGGUAACAAAUAUUUUGCCCCUUGUGGGGCAUUCCUCCAUCGCUCCCUUGCUCUCAACACAGAACUGCCCAGAACUCAAUUACAGACUUGACUGAGUUAGACCACAUCUGACAGUUAGUUAGAGACCUGAACUCUGUCUGUCUCUCUGUCUCUAUGUCUGUCUGUCUGUGUUGUUUUCUUCUGCAGUAGGCAACUCAAUACUCAGUGGUGAUAUUUGUCUCAUGCUUUUCUAAUGACAUUUACUGCUUUCGUUUCAUCCUCAAACUGUCGUUUCUAUGUGAGGUCCCAUUUUAAGUAAGGUUCAAAAGGUAAGGCAUGCAGUGUCGUUAGUGCUGGGCUGGAUUGGUAUAAUCUGUGUAGAGAUGGAGUCAGUCAGCUAACAUGCAAUAGGAAUUCCUCUUACUGCUCCUCCAAUCACCCAUGCUUGUGGGUAGACACACACGUACGCACGCACACACACACACCAGUGCGUUGUCAAAGGCCCUCACAACAACCAUAAAACACAUUGAGCCAGCAACAUUAGCAAACACACACAGUGAAAUGAAUAUCAUCGUGGCUAGAGUGAGUCUGAGUCUGACUGUGAGUAAUUAAGUUCUGCUCAGCGUCCCAGGAGUACCGGAGCAUUUGAGUUGAGUUAUUAAAGUAUGCAGCGAAAAGGGCCCCCUACUACAGUAAAGGGGGGCUGCCGCUGUGCUACCCUGGCAGGCUCACUUGAGUGUGUGUGUGUGUGUGUGUGUGCGUGCGUGCGUGUUAAUCCUGUUAGCACCCUAGCCUGGCCCAUACGUCCCACUGUGUGUGUGGUGAGUUGCUACUGUGUCAACACCCUUAGCCAAUUCAAUCUGCACCAUAUAAUUCAGCAGGGUCUUUUCCUCUCUCUUCCCCCUGUAGUGCAGCAGCAAAACAGCAGGCCUGGUGUGCAUUAGUCCAGCAGAGCCCUGCUCAGAGCCCUGCUCUGUGUGUACAGGAGGUGUCAAUGAAAGAACACUGUCAGUUUCCUCAACCAGGCCUUGUCUCUGCUAAUUUAUUAUUGAAACAUUCCUGUGGUAGACUUCUUACCUUUUUCCAUCGGCCCCACUCUCUCUUUACAGACAAACACACAUGCACUCACGCACACACACACAUACGUAUACACACGGUCAUGUGAACACACACACAUUCUCUCUCUCAUAUAUACAGUCAUGUGAACACGCACACACAAGCACAUGCUUUUGUAGUGAGUUAUUUGGCUAUGAAUCAUGUAUACUCUAGCUGAAAGAGUGACUGACCAGUGUGCUAGACUGAGAGGGGAGUUGGCUUCUAACCAGGUCCGUCUACCUGAUCUACCCUCACGGUUCACUCCCCCCCCAACACACACACACACACACACACAAACUUCACAGAGGAUGCCCUGGCGGACACCCAGCAUCGUUCAUGCCAAGGCAUCUCUUGUCUUCUUGUCCACGGUCUGUGAUCACGGAGGGAAGGAGAUGAGGCCCAGAAGGGCUUUAAGAAUUGGGACACAGUCAUUCUUAUAGGGUCUCUAUUGACAGUAACACAAUGCUUGUGUGUUCUGGGUUCUCUUCAGUUCUUGUGGUUCAUUUGAAGCCUCUUCUUGUUGUUCUGCUCGCGAUUGUCAGUGAAUGUACCUACCCAGUCCAAAUGCAGAGCAGCAGAUCUGAGAGACCGUUCAGAGGAGAUAAAAAAAGCACACAGCAUUAUGUGUGGAUUUAUUUAAAAUCAAAGUUUAGCUUGAACUGAUAUCUUUAUUAAUUUAAAUGACUGAGAAUAUUGCUUCCUGUGUUAACAGGUCUGUGUCAGUCAGUCAGACAGUCAGUCAGAGGUAUAUUGCCCCCUGGUGGGCUACUGAAGGAAUUAUAUACUCUAAAACUAUCAUCGACAAAGACAGGAAGAGACGGGUGUCCUUUUCUCUCAUAUUGUUUUGACCGCAGGCUUUGUGGGUUUAAGAGGAAAUGAAUUAUGUUUUUUGGGUGGAGUAAUAGAGAGAGAGAGAGAGAGAGAGAGAGAGAGAGAGAGAGAGAGAGAGAGAGAGAGAGAGAGCGAGAGAGAGAAGAGAGGAAGGAGAGAGAGAUAUAUUGAUCUCUAUAUCUAUAGUAGUCUCUAUCGAGUCCUGAUCAUGCUCUAUCUCUCUCUAUAUCUAUCGCUCGCUCUCUCUCUCUCGCUAUCCCUCUCUCUCUCUCUCUCUCUCUCUCUCUCUCUCUCUCUCUCUCCAUCUCUCCCUCUCUCUCUCUCUCUCUCUCUCUUCUCUUCUGCUCUUCUAUAUCUCUCUUCUCUCUUUCUUUUCUUUUUUCACCUCACUAUCUCUCCUCUUUCUUUUUUUUUUUAAUUUGGUCUCAGUGGGCCUCCCUCGUUCAGCCCACUGGCCUAGGACGUUUAUUUAUUUUUUCACUGAGGCGGUGGGUUAUUUUGACAGGAGGAAGAGAAGAUGUUGGGAUGCUGGUAGCAUGGCCAACAUAAUGUGGAUAGCUGAGGAGACCAAAGGUUGCCCUCGUUUUCUGUUUGUUUUGUUUGCAUUACUGGUCAGUUAACUGUCAUCAUUCUGGACAGAGAAUAAUAGCAUCAACCUCUGACUACAUUUUGCUCUUGCACUCCCAGAUUACCUAAUAUCUGAAUUGUGGAUAUGAAGCUGCAUGUCUUAUUUAGGCUGUCAGAAAGUGGUAUGGAGCUAGAGUGUCUUUACCAACGAUAACCAUGAGAAAAGCAUUACGAGGUCCUAAGAGAGAGGAAGACUUGGUGAAGGGUUCCCCCUAGUGAGAGUAAUGUAGAAUUACAGUAAUGUUUUCAUUUCCCAUUAUUCUUGCAGAAAAGUAGGUGUCAACCUGAAGAUGAUUGUCUGUCUUUCUGACUGUGUUUCUGAUUGGCUGUCUCUUCUGUCUCCCUCCUGUCCAGGACAUCAACGUCUGCAUCCUGGAGAAUUACCCAGAAUGCUCCAACCCCAGACUCUUCUACAUCAUCCCGUAUUUCUGUGGACAGCACCCACAGUGCCGGUAAGAAGAUCUGUAUUGCACCAGCGAAUCAGGCUCCAAAUUUGGAGUAAAGAAAUGUUGUAAUAGUUACACAUUGUCCUGGCUGGUAUUCAUAUUUUUGCGACUGGUAGUGUUCAGGAAAGUAUUAGUGGUAUUAGAAUUAUCAUUGGUUAUCAUUUCCUCUGGGUUGCCAGAUAUUUUCCUCUGACUGUGUCUGUUCUGUGCGUUUCAGAGAGCCGGGAGUAUGGGCUCUGGAGAGGGCCAAACAGAACGUUCUAGAAAACUUUCUUAUCGUGGGGAUCCUAGAGGAGCUGGAAGAUGUGCUGCUCCUUCUAGAGAGACUGUUACCUCAUUACUUUACUGACGUACUCAACAUCUACAAGAGCCCAGGUACAGACAUACACAAGCACACCCUGGCCUGUAAAAACCUUGUUACACUGGGUUUAAAUCAUUCAAAUUUAAAGGAAUAUUUAACACCAAAAUCAAAGUUUGUCAGAAGUUUAUUUUCAUACCUCAAAAAUGGUCUACAGUAACUCUUCACCUUGAUGGCUGACAAUAUGUCUUCUCUUCACAUUUUAACCAUACUUCCUGUUCUGUUUCUUUGUUUCCGCCCCUUCCUGCAGACUACAGGAAGAUGGGGAACAUGACUGGCACGGUGCGUAAACACACACCCACUCUGGAAGCCCUUCAGGUGCUAUACCACCACAUGCGCUACGAGUACGACUUCUACAACUUCAUCCGAGACCAGUUCCACCUGAUGAAGAAGAAGAUUGGCCUAAAGUCGGUCUCCCGACCCACUGCCCACCAGGCCUCCCUCCUAAGAGAGCUGGCCCUCCAAACUCCAGAGCCCCUGGACGAAGACGAGGAGCUGGAGACCGACCUUGAGGACGCCAACAGCUGGUUCGUCCAGCCCUGACCGUUCCCGUGGCGACUGAAGACUUUACCAGCGGCUGGUUGGCUGGAGGUGGCGUGAGAAGGGGGCAGGGAAUACGCCCUGUCUGUCAGCAUUCCCAGGAGGACGAUUGGUUGGGGGUGUGUGGAUCCUGAUGCCCGUGUUUUUACGGGCUCCAUUUUCCGUUUGGCUCGGACUCUCUGCUCACGGCUGAGGACCUUGGGAGUGGGCGGAUGGAUGGAUGGAUGGACGAACUGCCAUAUUUAAAGAUUGACUAGAAUAAUGGAAAAUAUUUGUAUCUUUAAAAAGCUAACUUUGGUUGCUUUAAGGUUUUAUUUUUUGUUUUGUUUUGUUGGUUUGAGGCCAUCCUGUUGGGGGUAUCUCCGGGUGAGAUAAGACGAGAGAUUUGGACCUAUGAACUCAUUAGGAAAUGUUUUCAAUGUUGAGGGAAGGGCUGCAUCUUUGGAUCAGGAGAAAUUCAAAGACACCAACAAAGGUGCUGGGAUGAUGGGGGGGAUGGGGUGAAGGAUUGGGGUGAGGUGUGAGAGGGUGAAGAGGGGUGGAAGAGAGGAUGAUGAAAUUGGAGGAGUUGUGUGUAACAGGUCUAUUGUUAGUGCUUGACCACUCCGUCUUUUCCUGUCCCUCCCAGACUAUUUUCCUCUCCCCGUCUUUUCCCCUUAUUUUCUCUCUCUCCCCCACACUCUGCCUGUUUUAAGGGCCCUGUUUUUAAAGUGUGAUUAAAAGUGCCAAACUGUUUAAUGCUGUUUCAUAGUCAUAGACUUCUCUAAGUGCCAAACCUAACCAAGUGGGGUCAGACUAUGGUGGGGUCAGACUUCCUAUAAAAACCCUGUUUAGGAGGAUCCACUGCUCACAGUGGGGGGGGUGACGUGGUUUAGCUCAAAUGUGACAGUGUCUAUGCAUAACACAAUCGGUUUACUUUGCUUAACAGAUGUCGAAAUUAUUUAAGAUGGUCAAAUGGCAAGAAGAGCACCCAACUAUGAAUUCAGAGAAUUCCAAAUGUGUGUCUACGAUUGGAUUUGACAUUUGUCAAACUGACAAUGUAUGAAGAUGGGUUGAAUAUUUUGGGACAUAACUUGGGAAAUAUUGAGAAAAUAUGAUGUUGAUUGGUGAAAAUGUAUGUUUGUCCUCAAAUGUUGAUGUCUCCAUAAGACAGAGCAUUGAUGUUUGACAUCCUACAACAACAAAAAACACUCAAAUAAAAAAAUUGUUUAAAAGAUCGAGCUGAAGGAUGAAACAUUUUUAAUCCAAAGCUUUACCUGAACUCACCAAAUGAAAUGACUAUUUGUUUAGUCUUAACACACUGCACUUAAUAUUAUUUGAGGUUGUUCAACUUCGGAUUGUUGGUUACAGUAAUGUCUACAACAUUGUUUUCUCUGUUUCCAAACUCUCUCCUGACUCUCAGGUCUACAGGAUUUCAUAGUGCAGCCAUGGUGUUACACUUUGGCCAUUUUAAAUAACUCAACACCCAGAGAAUAAAAUGGCCACAACAACAAGCUAUUACCUGGUAUUAGUACCUAUACCAGUCUAAUAUACAUAUUAUGUGUGUAGGCCUAUGUAGUCGUUGUCAUUGUCUUCUGUGUGGAUUUUCUUUUUGACAGUUUAAUUUAUUAUUAUUAUUAUGUAUUCAUUUGCAUUCCAGAUAAGAUUCUCAGGAAAAAAAAAAGGUUUCUUACAAAGUUGAAAUAAUUUGUACUUUUAGGAUUCUUACAACUAUCAAGUUAUUCAUACUAUCUAAAGAUGAGUCAAAUGUCCAAAAUAAAAUAUGAACAGCUUAAAGAAAUGGCAGAACUGUUUUACAAUGAAUGGAAUCCAUUAAUUUCAAUCUCCUCAGACGGUUUUCAAAAUAAAAACCUAAUAAUUGCAGUUGCUGUCUGUACUUUCCCUCUCAUUCUUAUUUAUACAAUAAAGGAGUGCUAGCCUAUUCUUUUCUAAUUCAAGAGGAUACAUUUAAUGUACAUUUACCCACCUAGCUCUGAAUCCAUGAAAGAAAUGCAGCCUCUGUUAUGUGCUAAUAACAUGAUGAACCAGAGGUACUAGGUUAUUCCGGUGUAAGUGCUGUUCCAGUUCCACCUGAUUAAGAAGAAGAUUGGCCUCAAGUCGGUCUCCCGACUUGAGGCCGUUGCCUUUACUCUCCUUCCUGAGAGUAAAGGCACGGUCUUCAACAUCCCAGAGACCCUGAA